CAACAACAGCAAACAAACAUGACAAUGGAGAACAACGAAAUGGAAUUGCAAUUAACUGCAAAUAUGCCGUUAACAUUGUUAGAUACCACAACAGCAAACACAGCGUUAGCAGUAACAACAACUACAGAAACAGUGAGCUCCACAGCAGCAACACUGUCUUCUGUAACGCCUGGCCACAUCAUCAUCGACAACAUCGCAGCCUCGACCAAAUUUUGGGUCACCUGCAAUGUACUGAUAAUGGUGGGCAUACUAGCUGGCAACGCGCUCACCAUACUGGCCAUAACCACCUGUCGCCGCUUGCGCCGCCUAAUCUCCAAUAUGUUCAUACUAUCGUUGGCGGUAUCGGAUUUUACUGUUGGCAUGGCGCUUCCCUUACAUAUCGCCUUCUAUGUCGGCCUAAAUUUCGGCCAAUUGGAAAAUCUCUGUCUGCUGCGAUUUUUUCUCAUCAUUUUCUCCUGUUGCGUUUCGAUCUUGACUUUGAUCACGAUCGCUGUGGAUCGGUAUAUAGCAAUCGUGUAUGCGUUACACUAUCGGCGUUUUAUGACGCGUCGCGUCUCAUUCGUCAUAAUCGCCUUGAAUUGGACCGCAGGCGCUACGGUGGCCACUGUGCCGAUGUUUUUCAAUCGUUUUAAAACGGCGACCGAAUGCGAAUUCAAUCAGGUUCUACCCAUUUGGUAUAUGGCGGGCAUCAUAACACCCGCCUUUGCCAUCAUUUGGUCGCUGAUGCUCUUGAUUUAUUGGCGUAUAAUGCGUGAGGCCGCCAAGCAGUGUGAACAGUCACGCUGCAAGCGUGAAGUGCAGAGUUGGACCAGCAAAAAGCAGUCACGGCGCAUGCCAGAUUGGAAAUCGAUGCAG
Messenger RNA from Bactrocera latifrons, 855 nucleotides. RefSeq names its product D(1A) dopamine receptor-like. Gene Ontology annotation, molecular function: neurotransmitter receptor activity; G protein-coupled serotonin receptor activity. The transcript has 2 exons. Gene Ontology annotation, biological process: G protein-coupled receptor signaling pathway, coupled to cyclic nucleotide second messenger; chemical synaptic transmission. NCBI's taxonomy places the organism in Eukaryota, Metazoa, Arthropoda, Insecta, Diptera, Tephritidae. The annotation marks the transcript as partial. Gene Ontology annotation, cellular component: dendrite; membrane. The record is from RefSeq and is a predicted model, not a curated record.